CGGCGGGGGCGGUGAGGGGGGAGUUUCGGUGCUGGCGCUGCUUUUUGUCACAAAGUUUUGAAGAUGGUGCAGCAACUGUCCAAACCCGGAGCGAAGGAGGCCCCUCUGCUGAAAGCCGGCCACCCUCCAGCAGUGAAGGCUGGAGGUAAACGGGUGGCCAAGAAGAGCUUGGAAGAAGGUGCCACCCAUGGGACUCCUGAGAAGGAGACCAAGAGGUCUGAGAAAUUGAGGUCCCUCGCCACCUCCAGCAGGAUGCAACAAGUCGGCAUACUUCUGGGAGGAACCCUUGACAAGCUGAGCCAUGACUUUCCGGAGACACCAGUGAGUGUGAGGCACAGCAAGGUGCGCCCUGCAGUGGAGAAGCCCCACUCACCCCGGACCUUUUUCAUUCAGCAGCCGAGAAAGUAUUGAACAACACGUGUCUUGUAGAGUGCCCCAGAGGGAUCCAUGUUAAGUCAACUGUGAAAGACAAACACGAAGCGUUUAGACACACAUGGGGUUCUGACAGGUUGUCUGUGAAAUGCUGAUGGAAAGGAAGCUUUCAUCAAGCCGUGUAUUUACUGAGUAGAAAAAAUGAGCUUUUUCAAGCUGCACUUGUUUGGGAUAAUAUUAUAAACCAAUUCUGUAGUUGUAUUUUCUAGCUGAUGGAAUGACAGAUGGCAUUUUUUGAUAUCAGUAUGUUUAAAGAGGAUUUGGGGGUUGUAAGUGAGGCUUUUGAGACUACUUGUUUUUUUUGUUGUAUUUUUUUGUAUUUUUCUUUUUUUUUUUUUUGUCAGUACAAUAUUCACUCUGUAUUGCUUGGCACUUAUUAGCUUUAAUAAAAAGAAGAAAAUUGCACUGCA
Molecule: messenger RNA, 842 nt
Organism: Xiphias gladius (swordfish)
Lineage: Eukaryota; Metazoa; Chordata; Actinopteri; Istiophoriformes; Xiphiidae
Gene: dapl1b.1
Product: death associated protein 1b
Exons: 4
Coding region: 64-411 (115 amino acids)
Biological process (GO): cellular response to amino acid starvation; apoptotic signaling pathway; negative regulation of autophagy
Molecular function (GO): death domain binding
Source: RefSeq, a predicted model, not a curated record